This is a messenger RNA of Coregonus clupeaformis (lake whitefish), 1888 nucleotides long. Its product is annotated as nuclear receptor coactivator 5. NCBI's taxonomy places the organism in Eukaryota, Metazoa, Chordata, Actinopteri, Salmoniformes, Salmonidae. The record is from RefSeq and is a predicted model, not a curated record. The coding region runs from base 154 to 1410 and encodes 418 amino acids. The transcript has 9 exons.
UCAUGUCACAUGAUCUUAUGACCUGUGCAAGCCUAGCGGCCUGGCUUUACUUUGUUUGCUAGCAAACAUUCGCCCGUUUGGCAAAACACAUAGCACAAUUUUGUUCUCUUCCCACAGAUUCUUUAGAGAUUAGUUCCACCUGGCUAAAGUGCAAUGUCGUCGUGGGGACAAGGUGGCAGACGGCCUCAACCCAACCCAAACAGAGGUGUUAAACCUCUUCUGCCAUUUCGAAGACCAGCACCAUACCCCGUGAGAGAAGACAGGAUGGACGACCACAAUGACUCUGAGCGUUAUGAGGUGUUGGACCAACAGCAUGACGACUCCGGUAACAACGUGGACUAUGAAGUAUAUCAACAAAAUGCUUCUCUCAAGGUUUACAAUCCAGCUGACAAACGUAGCGCCCUCUACCAGGGGUUCUACAAGCAACUCCAGAAGGCACCUGCUGACUGUGUAGUCCUGUCUGUGAGCAACCAGAGCAUGGAUUACCCCAAAUCGAUAUGCCACUGUUUGCAGGAGCGCGGCCUCUCGGUGGAAAUGAUUUACCUGCAGGCGGAGUCAGGCCUGACCCGGGCCCUACAAGAUGUCCGUUCCGACGGUUCCCCCUUAUGUAUUCUCGUCGAACAGACUAAUGUAGCUCUGUCCUCAUGCACAGUAAUCAUAUUUUCAGAAUCCCUCAAAAUCCACCGCAACAUGCCCAUGGACCAUGCCAUGGACUUUGUGAUGGCGGAGUAUGGCCGUGGGCUUGGGGAGCAGACGCAGCAGAAGGAUCCUGCAGAAACGGGGGCGCGGGCGGCCGAGCUGGUGGAUGACUACCUCAAGAGGGAGAAGGUGGAGAGGCAUUCUGUGCCCUCUGACACCCGCCAGCUGCUCUUCUUCCUGGCCGAGGGAGUCCACCUGUACCCCGAGGAGCUGAGCACCAUCGCAGAGUACCUCCGCAACCGCCAGCACCAUCUGCAAGCCACGUCCACUGAGACCGGUGAUGGCCCCCUUCCUGAGAGGAGGAAGAUGUUGCCUCCUGGUUUAGGGAAACCCCCACCGCUGCUACCCACCCCCUCAGGCCCUCAUGGCAGAGAGACACCCCCUGGAAUGGGAGAGCACUCUGCUAACCCCCUCAUGACUUCUCCAGGCUCAUACCCCAAGACCAAGCCCCCUCCACUGCUAUCCAUGCACCCUUCUACACAUGGCCCUCCUCACGGCAUCCACGGUCCACUACAUCGAGGACCCCCACACCAACACGGCCCCCCUAACCCCCGAGGGCCCCCACCCCCCCGUGGCCCCAUGCCCCCACACGGCCCCCGAGGAACCUCACUGAAGAGCCUUCACAUGGGACCCCAGCCUGGGCUGUUCACCUGUCCAGGUGGUCCGCCUCCACUCCCAAACACCCAGGCGCUGAGAGAACGUCAUCUCUAGACCACCAUGGACAGACAACAGAAAGAAUCAGAGCUGAUCAGGACACACUGUCAUACUGGCCUGAGGAGUGGGAUCUCCUUCAGCUCAGUGCCCUGCUGCUGCCCUCUCAGGAACCCACAGUACCACUCCUCAUCCAGAGCCCUGUGGAGAUACAGGAUCUCUGUAUCCAUAGUUUAGCAAGCUGAAAUGGAAUAUUGUGAGUUGCAUUUGACUAUUUGGGAGUUCACAGCUCAAUUUUCAUGAGUGUGAGUUGACCCACUACAAUGUUCAGGAGCCAAGUCAGAACAAAUGAUCAGAUUUUAAGUUUCAUUCGCAGAUUCUUUGUUUUAUAUUUUUGUGUCUGUUUUUGUUGUUUUUCUUUUAACUGGAUAUUGUCUGUAAAAUGUUAUACCGGUAAUACAUAACACAAUAAAGGCUAAUCAAGAACCAAAAUAUCUAUACUAAUUUCCUAAUAAAAGAAAGCAUCUUCAUGCAUCAA